AUGAAGCAAUGGUUGCCUUCAAAGGAAGAUCAUCUCAAGAAGUAUCUUCCAAAGAAGCCCAAGAAAUGGGGAUUCAAACUUUGGGCUCGAUGUUCUUCCACUGGAUUUAUGCACAAGUUUGACAUCUACCAAGGCAAAGGAACUGGCAGAGAUGAUGAUGUUUCUGAUUAUGGACUUGGCGGGAAUGUGGUCCUUAAGUUGUGUGCAUCCCUCCCACCUAACCAAAACUUCAAGGUUUUUGCAGACAACUACGUUUCUAAUUUUGCCCUGGUGAGUGCAUUGGCACAACGAGGUCUCCACUAUGUUGGCACGAUAGCAAACAACUGUCUGCAUGGUGCUCCUCUUAAGUCAGAGAAAGAGCUGAAGAAAGAAGGCAGAGGUUCUUAUCACUGUGUUGUAGAGACAUCAAAGAACCUAUUUCUGGUUCUUUGGCUUGACAACAAGUGUGUAACCGUCGUGUCAUCAUAUCUUGUGGCUGAACCUGUUGGAUCUGUUCAACGAUAUGACAGGUAUAAACGCUAUAAAUAUAUAUGAUAAAAUAAUAUAUUAUACCUCAAAUUCAGAAAGCUAAGUUUGUGCCAUGUGAGCAUGAAAUUUAUCAUUGAAUCAUGCUUUACAUCAUCGCAGAUUUCAAUCAUCACACCGGGUGAUUUCUCAACUUGGAGGCUUUCAAUUUUCGGUGUAAUAUAUCAUUUAUAUACCUUCCGCUCAGGGAAUUUGGUGAAAUAUUACCCUCAGUCAUGAUAUUUCCUUCGUUUCACCAAAUUUCCCUCUCUCUGGGACUAGGUCUAUAAACGAUAAAUAUUACAAAGAUAUGAUAGGUAUAAACAUUCCCUUCAAUUUCCAAAAGCUCUCUUUAGGAGGUAAAAAAGGAAUUAUUUGUAUUUUUUCUUUAGAUCCCAGAAAAAGCAUAUAAGUGUUGAUCGACCUCAUGUGAUUGGUGUUUACAACAUUGGUAUGGGUGGUGUUGACUUGAUGGACAUGAUGUGCACUAUAUACAAGUACAAACUCAGAAAUAAAAGGUGGUAUAUGUACAUUUUUUACCAUACACUAACCAUUGCCAUUGCCAAUGCAUGGUUCUUGUACAAAUGGAAUUGCAAGAUCCUAAAUUUCAAAAAAGUGUUGCCCAUGAGGAAGUUCCAGGCCCAUGUACCAUCAGCCUUGUGUUCCGCAGGACAAUCUCCACGCGGCCGCCCAUCACUUGGUUCAAUUCCAAAGAAAAGGAAAGUUCAGGUGAAUUCUGCUCCUAUUGCCGACAUCAGAUUUGAUGGUAUUUGCCACUUCCCAUCUUUUGGAGAGAAAAGGCAACGCUGUAGGCACUGGUCCAGAUGGGUUUUCAUUUGUGCUUUGUCAGAAGUGCAAUAUGCCUUUGUGCUUGAACAAAAACCGAAACUGUUUCCAUGCUUACCAUGUUAA
Paramuricea clavata is the source of this 1416-nucleotide messenger RNA. The record is from the annotation of a GenBank genome assembly. NCBI's taxonomy places the organism in Eukaryota, Metazoa, Cnidaria, Anthozoa, Malacalcyonacea, Plexauridae.